Branchiostoma floridae (Florida lancelet) is the source of this 1224-nucleotide messenger RNA. RefSeq names its product zinc finger protein 525-like. Lineage: Eukaryota; Metazoa; Chordata; Leptocardii; Amphioxiformes; Branchiostomatidae. Gene Ontology annotation, biological process: regulation of transcription by RNA polymerase II. Gene Ontology annotation, cellular component: nucleus. The record is from RefSeq and is a predicted model, not a curated record. Bases 112 to 1224 code for a protein of 370 amino acids. The transcript has 2 exons. Gene Ontology annotation, molecular function: RNA polymerase II transcription regulatory region sequence-specific DNA binding; DNA-binding transcription factor activity, RNA polymerase II-specific.
GUCCGCCAUCUUGAUUUUCGGAAUAUCACGCACGAUUAGUUUUGCCUCCAGUUUGAGGCUGUUUUCAAGACAAUUCAGCACAUCAAUAAUUGAUCAACCCCGUAAACAGAAAUGGACCAGAAAAACAGUGAGAUUGCAAAGGACGAUCUACUAACUACACACCCCGGAAACGAGACAGACAGCAGCGACAAAUCAGACACGGGGAAACAGCAGGAUGAAAACCGGGACAUCCCAUAUGGUGAAAAGAUCGGAGAAGAAUCUGACCAUCCUCCCCUACAGGGUCAACAAACAAAGCAGUUAGACAAACUACCGGUGAAACGCACCAGGGUUAAACGCUUUGUGUGUACGGAAUGUGGUUUUCGGGCAGCCAAAAAAUCUGAACUAUUAAGGCACACGAGAAAAUAUACUGGUGAGGAACCUUACAAUUGUGACCAGUGUGACUAUUCUGCUGCACACAAAGUUUCUUUAGACCUUCACAUCACUAAGCAUACUGGAGAAAACCUAUUUAGGUGUGAAGAUUGCGGAUACAGGACUGCUUACAUGUCUAAUCUAACGGGAGACAUGAGAACACAUACAGACGAGAAACCCUACAAAUGUGAUCAGUGUGACUAUUCCGCUGCACGGAAGGGAAACUUAGACCGACACAUGACUGCACACACCGAAGAUAAACCCUACAUGUGUGGAGAGUGCGGGCACACGUCGGCUGAUAGAUCUGCCUUAACCGUACACAUGAGAAGGCAUACAGGUGAGGAACCAUAUAAAUGCGACAUGUGUGGCUAUUCUGCUGCAAAGAAAUGCCAUCUAGAGUCACACAUGGCUAGACACACCGGCGACAAACGCUUCAUGUGUGUGGAUUGCGGAUACAGAACUGCUCACAUGUCUAACCUAUCCGUACACAUGAGAAUACAUACUGGUGCAAAACCUUACAAAUGUGACCAGUGCGACUAUUCUACCGCACAGAAAGGAAAUUUAGACCGACACAAGGCUAACCACACCGGAGGAAAACGCUUCAUGUGUGGAGUGUGCGGAUACAGGGCGACUGCCAGGUCUUACAUAACCAUACAUAUGAGAACACAUACAGAUGUGAAACCUUAUCAGUGUGACCAGUGUGACUAUUCUACUGCAAGGAAAGGAAAUUUAGACCGACACAUGGCUAAUCACACCGGAGAAAACCCUACAUGUGUGGAGAGUGCGGAUACAGGGCGGCUGAAAAAUAUUCCUUAA